AUGUCAAACGGUCUUCCUUUUUUGAAUAAGCUGCGCAAGCCGGAGCUGGCUGAAAUUGCGGAGAGAACCGACUUGCAAGAUUAUGAUGACUACAACAAGGUUGAACUGAUUGCCGCGCUGGAUAAGCACCUCGUCGAUAAUCGCACGAUCUUCUCCGGCGACAAGAAACUCGCCGAGUUCUACACACGCUUGUCAAGCACUGCGCGUAGAGGAUCACCCGUCAAGCGCGAACUUCGGGCAGACGUUUCUCCUGUGAUUGAGAAGAAGACACCUGGUCGCCGAUCCACGAAGCCAAAAGAGGAGGAAUCUGCUGAGUCUGACGAUGCUGCUUUCAAAACCCCCGCCGCGAAGACUCCCUCUGCAACGCGCGCAACUCCGCGAUCAGUGCGAUCCGUCGUUGAGUCGGCAAGUGCGCAAUUUCCGCCAUCUCCGGCCGUAGUAACCGACGCCAUUGAUCGGCAGACUGCGAAGAUGCGCGAGGGCUUGGAGCACGCCUGGACUGAGUCUGGUUUCAUUGAGCGCUCGCAUGCGCUGCGCGCGACUCUGAGCAGCCUCAAGGCCAUUGAGACCAUUUUCGUGCUUGUAGAGGCUAGCUAUGUCCUCUACGAGCUUGUACCUCUCCGCUAUCUCACCACUACUCCUGCUGUGCCCGCCGCCCAUCUUCCCUCGUUCUCGAUCAAGGUUCCCGACCUGUUUGUCCUGCUGACUGGCGCCUUUUGGGCUCCCUUCAGCCUGUGGUUUCUCACCAAUCUGGGGCUGCCGUUACUCGCUGCUUACUUUUUCAAUCUGAGCUGGCAGGCUGCUACUGGUGGCUCCCAGGGUCCUGCACGCCGUACUCGCUCGACUUCAUCUCUCGCCAGCUUUGAUCCCCUGUCCUUCAAUAUUGCCAAGGCUCUGCUGGUGUACAAGGUCUAUGUCGACCACUUUCACUAUGUCGAUCUGUUCAGCAAAUAUGCCAUCCAAAAGGUCAACUUCUCUAUUCCUGGCCAGUAUAGUGGUAUGCUGACCGGGACCGCCAUUGGUGUUAUCGGAACCCUUUACGAGGCCAUUCUGCGGCGCUCGUAG
This is a messenger RNA of Penicillium longicatenatum, 1065 nucleotides long. RefSeq lists its product as uncharacterized. The transcript has 3 exons. The record is from RefSeq and is a predicted model, not a curated record. Gene Ontology annotation, cellular component: membrane. Bases 1 to 1065 code for a protein of 354 amino acids. NCBI's taxonomy places the organism in Eukaryota, Fungi, Ascomycota, Eurotiomycetes, Eurotiales, Aspergillaceae.